AUGGAAAUAUAUCACAACAGGCAAGUCUGGUACUUUUUCCUAUAUCUCUGCAUGUAUGGGGCAAUAUGUGAGUCUUUGCACUAUUCAGUGCCUGAAGAAAAGAAAACAGGGUCUUUGGUGGCAAAUGUGCUAAAGGAUUUGAAAGUGGAUGUGAAGGAGCUUUCUGCUCGCAGGGCCCAGCUGGUUUCUGAAGGCACCAAGCCAUAUUUCCAGCUGGAUCCCCACUCUGGGGAUUUGAUUUUACAGGAUAGAAUAGACAGGGAAUCUCUGUGUGGUCAGAAGGACCCUUGCGUCUUACUCUCAGAGAUUGUGCUGGAAAACCCCUUGCGAGUGCACAGAAUGGAAGUCGAAAUAGAGGAUGUGAAUGAUAAUUCCCCCCAGUUCUCUAAAAAGGAAUAUCUUUUUGAAAUAUCUGAACACACACCAACAAAUACUCGCUUCCCUAUAGAAAAAGCUCAAGAUCGGGACAAAGGGGAAAACGAUAUUCAGAACUACACACUCAGUCCUAAUGACCAUUUCAAGCUGGAUGUGCAAAAUCGCAGUGAUGGCACCAAAUAUGCAGAGUUAGUAUUGCAGAAACAGUUAGACCAUGAAGAGGAAACACGCCUUUCCUUGAUUCUGUCAGCUGUUGAUGGAGGGACCCCAAGGAGAACAGGCACGGCAAAACUUGUCAUUGAUGUUUUGGAUGCCAAUGAUAAUUUUCCUCAGUUUGGUGAUUCUGUAUACAAAGUAAAGCUAAAGGAAAAUACACCAAGAGGUACACUUGUAACUAAAGUGGAAGCAACUGACAGGGAUAUGGGUGCCUCUGGGGAGAUCACUUAUUCCUUCAGCCAGGUACCAGAAAAUGUGCUCAGGUCAUUCAACUUAAACACACGCACUGCCGAAGUUACUGUUGCAGGAACAAUUGAUUAUGAAGAGGAGAGAAGUUAUGAGAUAAACAUCAAAGCCACGGAUGGAGGGGGGCUCUCUGCUUACUGCAAAGUCAUUGUGGAGGUUGAGGACAGAAAUGACAAUGCUCCAGAGGUGACCCUCACAUCCCUCACCAGCCCCCUGCCAGAAGAUUCUCUCCCGGAUACGGUGGUGGCCCUUUUCCGUGUCACAGAUCGAGACUCUGGAGACAACGGCAGAACCGCCUGCACUACCGAGGCAAACUUACCAUUUGUAUUGAAAGCAUCUGUGAAUAAUUACUACCAACUGGUGACCCAGCAGCCCCUAGACAGAGAAAAAGCGUCAGAGUACAACAUCACCAUCAGAGCCACAGACCAGGGCUCCCCCAGGCUCACUUCAAUAACAAUAAUUAGUGUCCAAAUAUCAGAUAUCAAUGACAAUGCUCCAGUAUUUGAGAAGCCAGCAUAUGAAAUGCAAUUACGAGAAAAUAAUAUUCCAGGGCUGCUGAUAGGAUUGGUGCAUGCUGAUGACCUGGACACAGACCGGAAUGCCAAAGUGACAUAUUCACUUCUGCCUGGGAAGGUCAUUGAUCAACCCGUGUCCUCUUAUGUUUCCAUCAACUCUGAAACUGGGAAUCUGUAUGCCAUCCGGUCUCUGGACUAUGAGCAGAUAAAAGAUUUCCAGGUGACUGUGAGGGCCACGGACAGUGGUUCUCCUCCCCUGAGCUCCGAAGUUAAGGCCCGAAUUGUCAUUGUGGAUGAAAAUGAUAAUGUGCCGUUCAUCCUGUACCCUCUUCAGAAUGGCACUUCCCCAUCCAACGACCUGGUUCCCAGGGGGGCGGAGGCUGGUUACCUGGUCACCAAGGUAGUGGCAGUGGACAGAGAUUCUGGCCAGAACUCUUGGCUUUCCUAUGAGCUCCUGAAGGCCACAGAACCGGGUCUGUUCAGUGUGGGGGCCCAGAAUGGAGAAGUGAAAACCAUGAGACCAAUUAACCAACGAGACACCUUCAGACAGAAACUAAUCAUUGGAGUGAGAGACAAUGGGCACCCUCCACAAUCCACCUCUGCAACGCUAAGCAUUCUGCUAGUGGAUGGCUUUUCUGACCCUUACAUGAAAAUGGUGGAUCUCCCGAAGGAUGAAGCGGUCAAGGAGGAAGACCGCACCCUGACUCUGUAUCUGGUCAUAUGCUUGGCUGCCAUCUCGUUCAUUUUUCUGGUUUCUGUGGUGGUGUUUGUUGCCGUCAAGAUUCACAAAAGGAGAAAGUUCAUGGAAAGAUCAGCCCUGAAUUUCCCAGGGGGUCCGAAUUUCUCAGAGAAUGGUGGAGAUGCUGGUGCUGGAACCCUUUCCCGGGCUUACAACUAUGAGGUGUGCUUAGCUGGAGGAUCUCUGAGCAGUGAAUUUAAGUUUCUCCGGCCUCUCUUUCCUGUGUUUUCUGUGGAACCUGCUCAAAAUCAGGGGGUUCAGAGGAAUCCAGCUGCUUCCCAAGAGGUUCCCAGUCAUGCAGCAGAAGGUCAGCUCUUGAAUCAGGUGAGAAUAUAA
Molecule: messenger RNA, 2427 nt
Organism: Eublepharis macularius
Lineage: Eukaryota; Metazoa; Chordata; Lepidosauria; Squamata; Eublepharidae
Product: protocadherin beta-16-like
Exons: 1
Coding region: 1-2427 (808 amino acids)
Biological process (GO): homophilic cell-cell adhesion
Cellular component (GO): plasma membrane
Molecular function (GO): calcium ion binding
Source: RefSeq, a predicted model, not a curated record